UUCCGGUUGUCAUAUUGUACACAACACAGUGCCGACGAUCCGUGAAAUUAAUCACAAAUAAAUAGGAAAACCUAGCAGUUUCACAAACACAUCACGGUGAAUGGAAAACAAAGUGACAACUGAGUGUUACUUAUUAAAAACAGUGCAAAAAAUAGAAGGAUUACACAACAAUUGGAGUACAACAACCUACGGUCGUUUUGAGGUUAGAAGUGAAGUUCAUAAACAAAGACCUUAAUUAAAAACUGUCACCAACUCGUACAUCAAAAUCAACUGUCAGUAUCAUCCAGUGUUGCCAGCGAGAAGAAGUAAAACUCACCACUUGACAUAUACGGUUCGUUACACGCAAAAUAUGGAUGACCAAUUCCAACUACUGUUCGAUAAAAUGAAAGUUGAAAUGCAGAAGCAAACAGAAGAACUAACUAAUACAAUUACGGAAAAAAUUGAUGAAAAACUAAAACCUAUUCUAGAAGAAAACAAAAAUUUGCAAAAGAAAGUUGAAAACCUGGAGAAAAAAGUGGAGUAUUUGGAGAGAGAAAAAAAAGCCAACAACAUAAUCAUUCAUGGGUUGAAGGAAGAGGAGACAUCCACGCUGGAGCUAGUUAAACAAGUGAAAGAAUGCUUUUCAAAGGAUUUAAAUAUAAAAAUAGAGGACUGGGAUAUUAAUAAAAUAUACCGUAUUGGGAAUAAUAAUAAGACUGGGAAACCCAAGCCUACGCUUCUAUCACUAGUAAGUAAAUGGAAAAAGAGUGAAAUCAUGAAAAAUAAAAAGAAACUCAAGGAGAUAUAUGUUACGGACGAUUACUCAAAGGAAACUCUAGAAAAGAGGAAAGCCCUACAACCCAAGCUUACAGAAGAACGGGAAAAGGGAAAUAUUGCCUUUAUAAAGUACGAUCAACUGAUAAUCAAGAAUACCAUCAAUACUAAAGAUAAAAGAAAAAGGGAAAUAUCUACCUCCCCGCAAAACGAUUCUCAGCCAAGGAAACAACAAACAUUAAUGAAUGCAUCUAAUAAUUAUCGAAUAAAUGCGUUUGAUAUAAUGAGAGGCCGUUCUUUAUCUCUCUCCAGCAACUCUGCUACCAACGAACAAUAG
Cydia pomonella (codling moth) is the source of this 1090-nucleotide messenger RNA. RefSeq lists its product as uncharacterized. Bases 350 to 1090 code for a protein of 246 amino acids. The transcript has a single exon. The record is from RefSeq and is a predicted model, not a curated record. NCBI's taxonomy places the organism in Eukaryota, Metazoa, Arthropoda, Insecta, Lepidoptera, Tortricidae.